UCAGUUUUGUCACCUGGCCGGCCCACAGCUCAAACAGUUUUCGGUCUCCAAAAGAUUAACAAACCAAAAUUUUCGGAAAAUUCAAGAAUUUACAAUUUGUUAAUUCAGAGAACUUUCAUCGUUUGAUUAUAACUUCAUUAUGGUUUCUUAUUUGGUUAUGCUGCUCACAUCUAUAGUGCAAAUUGGGCUUCAGACCAGCCUCUUCGUGAAUAUCGAUCAACCGAUGCCGGUGCCGGGGAGCUUCUACGCCAGCUUCAUGAUGUACUGCGGUUUCCUGCACUUUCUGGAGGACAUGGUGCUGCUGCCAAAGAGGUACAAGCGUCGGCUGUUCUGGCCAAUGCGCUUCGUGAUCGAACUGACGUUAAGCAUUGCCGUCAUGGAGGUGUUGGCUCUGGUCCUCUGGGCCCGAAUUGAGCUCAUCAUCUGUCUGUGGGUGAAGGCGGCGCUUUGCUACUACGGCAAUAUGUGCGAAGAGGAGUGCCUACAGCACGAGGCAACCAUUCUGGGCUCUCUGCUGAUAUCGAUAGCUGCGCUCUUCUGGAUGAGUGCUGUGGUGGCCACGGAACCCUUGCAGAAGUCCGGCAAGGAGAAACCGCAGACUAAGGGAAAGAGCUUCAAGCAAGAAGAGGAGGAAAUGCAACAUCAGGAAGAUAUAGAAGAGCAGCAGGAUCAGACACAACAGCAGACGCAACUGGAGCAGCUGGAGAUGCAGUGCCCAGUGCCGUCAAAGUAUCUAAUCCUUGCCGAUGCCGCGGCAAUGUCUUCGCAAACCUAAAAGUUGCAGUUCCUCUACUAAAAGUGCGGUAGUAGAAGACGAAUACAGGGGGAAAACCCAGAAAAUCAAUAGCCAUUCAACAGAAAAGCAAAUGACCGAAAUUCACAUUCAAUGAAAUAGUUUUAUUAAAAGUUCUUCAAUUACAGAACCCUUUAAGAUUGA
Drosophila guanche is the source of this 937-nucleotide messenger RNA. RefSeq lists its product as uncharacterized. The transcript has a single exon. The coding region runs from base 140 to 775 and encodes 211 amino acids. The record is from RefSeq and is a predicted model, not a curated record. NCBI's taxonomy places the organism in Eukaryota, Metazoa, Arthropoda, Insecta, Diptera, Drosophilidae.